Molecule: messenger RNA, 1383 nt
Organism: Lepisosteus oculatus (spotted gar)
Lineage: Eukaryota; Metazoa; Chordata; Actinopteri; Semionotiformes; Lepisosteidae
Source: RefSeq, a predicted model, not a curated record
AUGGCGGCCCGGCUCGGGACUCAUCAGCAGCAGCAGACUGGGCUUUCCUGGGGGAUCCCAUCUUUAAUUCUCUUUUACAGGUUUAAUUUCGUGGCCAAGAAGCUGUACAAGAGGCUGCUCCAGCUUGGCGCCAGUGCCCUGCUGCCUGUGGGGCUGGCAGAUGACCAGCAUGACUUGGGGCCAGAUGCGGUGAUCGACCCUUGGCUCAGUACAUUCUGGGACAGGGCCCAGGCUAUCUACCCUCUCCCUGCUGGAGUAAGCGUGCUCAGCGACGACCACCUGCUGCCCCCGCGGUACCUCGUCCACUUCCUGGAUGAUGUCGCCGAGGACCCGCCGGUCAGGCCAGGUGACCCGCAGAGCCCUCCUCAGACCACGCCCUCCCAGUCCCACCCGUUCCAGGCACGGGUGAUCUCCAACGAGAGAGUAACCCACGCCUCCCACUUCCAGGACGUGCGUCUCAUAGAGUUUGACAUCGCCGGCUCAAAUAUGGAGUUCACGGCGGGCGACGUGGUGAUGGUCUGCCCCAGGAACGCCCCCGAAGACGUGGCGGAGCUGUGCCGGCUGCUGAGGCUGGAUCCCGCGCGCCGCUUCGUGCUGGCGCCCACGGACGGCGCCACUGUGCCCACUCGCCUGCCCCAGCCCUGCACGCUCCGGGACCUCCUGGAGAACUUCCUGGACAUCGCCAGCGUGCCGCGGCGCUCCUUUUUCGAGCUGCUGGCGGGCUUCGCCACCGACCAGCUGGAGAGGGAGAAGCUGGUGGAGUUCGGCACGGCGCAGGGCCAAGAGGAGCUGCACGCCUACUGCCACCGGCCCCGGCGCACCGCCAUCGAGGUCUUGGCCGAUUUCCCCCACACCACAGCAGUUCUCACCGUGGACUACCUGCUGGACCUUUUCCCCGAAAUCAAGCCCCGCUCCUUCUCCAUCGCCUCCUCCCUGCUGGCUCACCCCGACCGGAUCCAGGUGCUGGUGGCGGUGGUGCAGUACAGGACCAAGCUCCACAAGCCGCGCAGGGGCCUCUGUUCGUCCUGGCUGGCCUCCUUGGACCCCACACAGAGGGAGGUGCGCGUCCCCCUGUGGGUGAAGAAAGGAGGCCUGAGGUUCCCCAGUGAUGCCGACACCCCUGUGAUAAUGGUAGGGCCCGGCACCGGGGUGGCCCCCUUCCGAGCCGCCCUGCAGGAGAGGACGGCCCUGGACAGGACAGGGAACGUUCUGUUUUUUGGCUGUCGCUCGGAGUCCCGGGAUUUCUACUGCCGCUCCGAGUGGGAGGAGAUGCAGAAGGCCGGGCGUCUGACGCUCUUCACGGCUUUCUCUCGGGACCAGGAGGAGAAGGUGUACGUGCAGCAUCUCGUGCGCCAGCAGGCCGGGCUCCUCUGGGACCUCAUC